Scylla paramamosain (green mud crab) is the source of this 3898-nucleotide messenger RNA. RefSeq names its product nuclear autoantigenic sperm protein-like. Gene Ontology annotation, biological process: DNA replication-dependent chromatin assembly; CENP-A containing chromatin assembly. Gene Ontology annotation, cellular component: nucleoplasm. The coding region runs from base 919 to 1362 and encodes 147 amino acids. The record is from RefSeq and is a predicted model, not a curated record. Gene Ontology annotation, molecular function: histone binding. The transcript has 7 exons. NCBI's taxonomy places the organism in Eukaryota, Metazoa, Arthropoda, Malacostraca, Decapoda, Portunidae.
AGGGAAGGAAAAUACUGUUGUCGUAUUUAUUGAGGAAAAGAAAGAAAUACUGUCGUAUGUACAUUUUUUAAUUGCUAGAAAGAAAAGUGAAAUAUACAUUUAUAUGUAUAGUUUAUUUUUCAUAUCAGUCACAAGUAUGGAUGUUUGUUUCCCUUCUUUUUUUUCACAUGUACAGCUACCUCCUCAAAUAGCAUGUACUCGUAUUUUCAAAAUUUCAAGCUGCUGUGAUGAUGAAAAAAGCCUGAAAGAAAAAUGACAAGGAACAAAAAGUAAUGAGAAUAAGUUUUGUGGCAACUAUUCAUUAGGUGUCACUUUUUCACUCCUCCACUUAGACCGGUACAGUUGAACGCAAAAUGUGAAAACUUACGAGAAAUUGUGUGCAUCCCUUAGUGCAGUGACAAUAUCCCCCACAAAACCAGUGAUAUUUCUUUGACUGGAGGUUAGUUCAAUAAUUUUGAAGGCUGGGAUUAAUUUUAAUGAGGGAUGAGAGGGUGGAAGUGACUGGAGUAUAGGUUAAUAAUUCUACCAGCUGGAAAGGAUUUUGAGGGUCAGAGGAAAGUGAUUGGAUAUUAGCUUGAUAAUCGUGCUUGGUGAGAUUAAUUUUAGUGAGAGACUAGAUGGUGGGAGGAUGAUAUUUAGAGGUUAGUUUGGUAAUUUUGCCAGUUGGUAUUAAUUUUUAGUGAGGGAUGAGGGUGUCAGAAGAAUGUGACUGGAGGUUAGUUUAAUAAUUCUGAGGGUGGGAGGAAAGUAAUAGGGGGUUAGUUUAAUUUUGGUGAUGGAUGAGAGUGUGAGUGGAAAGUGUAGCUGACCACAUAAUUUAUCAAAUAAUACAAGCAUGUACACAUUCUUAAUAAUGUUCCAUGUUAAGAUAUACUAAACAUGAAGUUACUCCACAAUAUAUGAUGGUGUAAAUUACGAAUGGUUAAAGUCGAGACUUGUUUGAUGAUGGCCUGUUUGCUUGCUCCCCUUGGACGUGCGGCAAGUGCAGCAGCGUUCGACCGUUUCUCUAGGGGCAAGCGACACCUCCUGGUGGGGGACUUCAAAUCUGCUGUCGCUGCCUUCGAGGAGGCAACAGAGUCCCCGGUGGAGCUGUGUGGGGAGCAGGCGCCCGAGUGUGGUGACGCGUACUGCCGCUGUGGCCGUGCAUUGCUGGAGCUGGCACGCAAGGAGGCAGGGGUGCUGGGGCCAGAUCUGGAUGGUGCCAGUAGUCGUGUGUAUUGCUUGGUUAUUGUGUUAACGUGCUGGAGUGUGCACAGCCGGGAGUGUUUGGGGAAUGAAAAUAAAAGGAGUUAUGGAUGUUUAAAAAUGCAUCUUUUGAGAGCUGAGUAUACAAGAAAGUUGCUGUGUUUGCGGGAUGAGUAAACAAUGAAGAAAUGUUUUGAGGAACUGGGUGUGCAGAGGCACGAGUGUUUGGAGAAUGAGAAUACAGGAAGACAGGAGUGAUUUAGGAAUAAGUGUACAAGAAAGGAGUGUUUGAGUGACAAUAUAUAAGGAAGAGGUGUUUUGAAAAUGAGAGUACAAGGAAUGAGCAUUUUGGGAGUUAAUAUACAAGGAAGCAAGUAUUUAAGGGACAAGUAUACAAGAUUAUUUUCCUGUCAUAUGUCAUUAUACAAUGUUUUUCUUUGUUAUAUACAUCAUUCCCUUUCACUUUUCAUAUCUUGUGUUCUCGUCAUUCUGAUGUAAUGUUACAGAUAGAGAAUGUUUGGUGUCAAAUUUUCACUAAUUUCAUAUGUGUAUAAACUUUCAUUUCAUUGACUUUUUUUUACUAUUACUACUAUAUUUGCUUGCUUUUUAAACAAGUCUUUUCUUUCAGAGGAGGGAAGCACAGGGGAAGAGGAGGACGAGGAGGAAGAGAGUUAAGAGUCACAAGAGGAGGAGGAAGGUGGAAAGAAAGAGGAAGGAGAGGAGGAGGAGGAGGAGGAGGAAGAUGGAGAAGGAAAGGAGAAAGAUAAGAAGGAAGGAAAUGCCGCAGAAGGAGAAGAGCAAUAAGAAAUUAGAAUUGACAGAGAAACCAGACAAGGGACUGCAUUUGAAGAAGCACAAGAACCAAGAAAUUACAUCAUUCAAUGAAAUGACAACAUAAUCUAAAAUAGAAAUCAAAAACGUCACAAGACAGAAUAGUGAGCUGCAUGCACUUAUCACAGAGUAUAAAGUCACUCCCUCAGAGGAAAAAGACAAGGAUGGCACGUCUUCAUGUGAGAACUCAGAAGCUAAAUGUACAGAUACCAAGGGGAAAUUGCUGGGUCAAGUGGCUACACUGACAUCUGAGGUUAGCAGGUUGGAGAGUGAGUGCAGCAGUCUUCAGGUUCAGCUAGACUGUGAGAGGGAUAAGUAUAACAAACUGCUGGGAGAAUCUCUUGCUCAUGAAAAGUUGUCUGAAGAUGUCAUAACUGAACCAAAAGGAGAAACAACAGGAUUGGGAGGAACUGAGCUUUAACAGAAGCUGCAACAACUGCAGGAGGCUCACAGGGUCCUGGAGAGCAGGUUAACUUGCAGCAUGAAGGAGGUGGCUGAGCUGAGUGACAGGAAGUAGCAGCUUGAGCAUGCUGUAGUGCAUGAGAAGACAGAGUCCAUCGGUGUGUGCAUGUUUUUUGCUCAUUUGAAUCAUCUGUAAAAGUGAAGUGGAGGAAGUGUUUACUGUUUACUGUAUGCCAUUUCCUUGGUCUUUUAAUGAAGAAUUUUAUCCUUCUUCAGGUGACUACAUCACCAUCUACCAGUUGCAGCGAGGAGUGAUGAAGUAACAAGCUCGAGAACGCGAGUUAGACCUUGCCAGCCUCCAUCAUGAAUGAGAGGAAAUGAAGCAAAACCACUCUGCAGGAUUUGAUAUCAAAGCUGGUGCAGGAAAAGGAAGCAGAUCAUGACCUUCAGCAGCUCGAGAAGAUAAGCAGCGUCCUUAUAUAUAUGUUAUAUAAAUAUGUUCCUUUCACUAUAAUAUAUUAUAUGUAUUAAAAACUGCAUGGAAUACUACUGUAUUCCAUGCACUUUGUAUUCCAUGUAUUCCAGCCACUCAGUCUCCUACUGAGUGGCUGGGGUUUUCCAAAAGUGAGGGUUGGUGUUCUAUACCAUACCAUGUGCCCUGUUUGUAUUCCUUCUCUAUCCUCUGUAUUAUAUUCUAUGUAAAGAUGGUGCUGGGGUGGGAUCUACUUCUUAUUCCCUAAAAGUGAUGAGGAGUGACACUGGGCAGCAUUAAUUUGCUCCUUAGAGAUGGCUGGGUUCCUGUGGAUGAGUGGGCCAUGCUGUGCUUUGUCAAGGAUGGUGUUUGGUAUUGUGAUGACUCUUGCCACAAUCAAGUGUCUCCCACAGAGUAGUGGAGUACCUAUGUAUGGUGUUGACCCAAGCUGUCCAGGUCUCAUCCAAUGCCUUAAUAUGAUUUAGAUGAUCAAAAUGGUUUAACUCACCAUUUAAUCAGCUGACUGAUUUGAAUGGAGAAGUAUGUAAUGUGUUGUAGCCUAACCAUCCCUGCCAGCAUGGUCAGACUCUUGGUAGUAACCUGAAAUGCUCCUAGGUAGUGAGUAUCAUUGCACAUAAUGAUCUUUACUUUGUCAGUAAUUCAAUGAUACUGAAUAUUACUCUACUGGAUUUUGCUCAGCACUGCUUGGUAACUUUUGGCCAUAAUCCCAGGUCUGGAAUGAUAUGAAGCCAUGUUUUUACAUUCCAUAUGAGACAGGCAAGCACUAUGCUUUGCCUGACUGAUACCUGUACUUUGCAUUUAUGACCCCAGGUAGUUCAUCACUCUCUCUCUCUCUCUCUCUCUCUCUCUCUGUUUGGAAUUAUACUGUAUAUUAGGAAAUAUCAUUAAAGAGUGUGUGUGUAAAAAGUGUUUGCAUUAUUGUGCAUUUGAUGUUGGUUUCAUGAUUUAUAAAGAUUGCUAUUUUUAAUAAAGUUAUUGAAAUUGUUA